Molecule: messenger RNA, 4266 nt
Organism: Gadus chalcogrammus (walleye pollock)
Lineage: Eukaryota; Metazoa; Chordata; Actinopteri; Gadiformes; Gadidae
Gene: pnpla6
Product: patatin-like phospholipase domain containing 6
Exons: 36
Coding region: 191-4246 (1351 amino acids)
Biological process (GO): phosphatidylcholine metabolic process
Cellular component (GO): endoplasmic reticulum
Molecular function (GO): phosphatidylcholine lysophospholipase A1 activity
Source: RefSeq, a predicted model, not a curated record
GGCUGCGGUCCCAUCGCUGUUUUGCUGUUGGCUUACGGUCUGCGAUGUACGUGUCCUGAUUGGACAGCGUUCCCCACUGCUGUUCGUGAGAGAUGAUUUCCGCUAGCCGUUGUUUGACAUUAACGAUUGACGGGAGUACCCCAGUUUAGAGGCCGUUGAUGGACCAUCCGUAUGAAGAGGCGAGGUCAGAAUGGGUCAGCGCGUCUCGGAACCAGAGGUCCAAGGGGACGCCUCCGAGCAGGCCGGGUUCAAUAACAUUAAGACGUUUGUGGAGGAGGAGCUGCAGACGAGCAUGAUGAUGGGGAUGGUCAUUGGCGCGGGUAUCGUCAUAGUCCUCAUCGCCGUCCUCAUCUUCUUCAUUUUACGAAGGAUUCAGCUUCGAAACUUGGAAGCCCAGGAAGUUCCAAAGUACCGCUUCCGCAAGAGGGACAAAGUCAUGUUCUAUGGGCGAAAGAUCAUGCGCAAGGUGUCCCAGUCUACCUCUUCCCUAGUGGGCACCUCCUCCUCAUCACGCCCACGCCUGAAAAAGAAGCAGAAGAUGCUCAACAUUGCCAAAAAGAUCCUGCGCUUUAAGAAGGAGGUGCCCAUCCUUCAGGCCAAGGAGCCACCCCCUUCCGUGCUGGAGGCGGACCUCACAGAGUUUGACGUGGCCAACUCCCACCUGCCGUCCGAGGUGCUCUACAUGCUCAAAAACGUCCGUGUGCUGGGUCACUUUGAGAAGCCCCUGUUUCUGGAGCUGUGCAGACACAUGGUGUUCCUGCAGUUCCAGCAGGGAGAGCAUGUGUUCCGCCCGGGUCAGCCGGAUAGCAGCAUCUACGUCGUCCAGGAUGGGAAACUGGAACUGUGCCUUACUGGAAUGGAUGGAAAGGAGAACGUGGUGAAGGAGGUUUACCCAGGAGACAGCGUCCACAGCCUUCUCAGUAUCCUGGACGUCAUCACGGGCCACCAGAAGCCCUACAAGACCAUGUCGGCGCGGGCGGCCGAGGUCUCCACCGUGCUCCGACUCCCCGUGGAGGCCUUCCUGUCCAUAUUCGAGAAGUACCCCGAGAGUCUGGUGCGGGUAGUACAGAUCAUCAUGGUUCGACUACAGAGGGUGACUGUACUGGCUCUGCAUAACUACCUGGGGCUCACCAAUGAGUUGUUCUGCCAUGAAAUGCAGGCCUUGCGUCUGCCGCCGGUGCCCCCCCACCAGCCCCGGACCAGCCCCAUCCGGCACGGCAAGCGCUUCGGCAGCCUGACCGUCACGGAGGAGCACCGGGAGGCCGCCGUCAAGGGCGAAGGUGGGGAAGCGGGGAAAGACGGAACGACAGUGCCAACGCUCAGCAGAACCAUCUCCAUGCCGGUAGACAUCGCUGGGAUGCAGAAAAGCCUGCGCUCUGACUUUGACAUGGCCUACGAGAGGGGCCGCAUCUCUGUCUCCGCGGACGAAGGCAACACCCCGCCCACCAAGGACCUGAGGGAGAAGAGGGUAACCCUGGACGAGGCCCCCUCCGGGGUCUACCUGUACCCAGAGGAGGAGCUGGGGGCCGACAGCAUCUUCUCCUCCAGCCCCGGCAAGCCUAGCGGCACCGUGUUCGAGGAGGCCCAGAAGGAGAUCCUCAAACUCAUGAAGAUCGAGGACCCUGCCUUGUUGAACGGGAGGGUCACACUGCACCAAGCCAAAGCCGGUGCUGUCCUGGCAAGACAAGGAGACCAGGACGUGAGCCUGCACUUCGUCCUGUCAGGCUGUCUGCACGUGUACCAGCGCAUGAUCGACAAGCAGGAGGCCGUGUGUCUGUUCGUGACCCAGCCCGGGGAGAUGGUGGGCCAGCUGGCCGUUCUCACCGGGGAGCCCCUCAUCUUCACCAUCAAGGCCGUGCGCGACUGCACCUUCCUCAAGAUCUCCAAGUCGGACUUCUACGAGAUCAUGAGGGAACAGCCCAGCGUGGUGCUGAGUGCAGCCCACACCGUGGCCGUGCGCAUGUCGGCCUUCGUCAGGCAGAUGGACUUUGCCAUCGACUGGAUCGCGGUGGAGGCCGGCAGGGCCCUCUACAGGCAGGACGACCGGUCGGACUGCACCUACAUCGUUCUGAACGGACGCCUGCGUUCGGUCAUCCGCAAGGCCAACGGCAAGAAGGAGCUGGUGGGGGAGUACGGCAGAGGAGACCUCAUAGGAGUGGUGGAGGCCCUGACCCGACAGCCCCGCGCCACCACGGUGCACGCCGUCCGCGACACGGAGCUGGUCAAACUGCCCGAGGGAACGCUCAACCACAUCAAGAGACGGUACCCCCAGGUGGUGACACGUUUAAUCCACCUGCUGGGCCAGAAGAUCCUGGGGAACCUGCAGCAGGGCCAGGGGCCCUUUGCAGGGUCAACGAUGGGCCUGUCGUCCGUGACCUCCAGCCCGGACGUCACCAACCCCGCCAGCAAUCUGUCCACGGUGGCGGUACUGCCCGUCUGUGACGAUGUGCCCAUCAACGCCUUCAACCUGGAGCUCAGUCACGCCCUCAACGCUAUUGGCCCCACCCUCCUGCUGACCAGUGAGAUCAUCAGAGAGCGACUCGGUGCCUCUGCCUUGGACAGCGUCCACGAGUACCGUCUGUCCGGCUGGCUGGCGCAGCAGGAGGACAUCAACCGGAUCGUCCUGUACCAGUCGGACCUCACCAUGACCCCCUGGACCCAGCGCUGCAUCCGACAGGCCGACUGCAUCCUCAUCGUGGGGCUGGGGGACCAGGAGCCCGCCCUGGGACAGCUGGAGCAGAUGCUGGAGAACACGGCGGUGCGGGCCCUGAAGCAGCUGGUGCUGCUGCACAAGGAGGACGGGCCGGGCCCCUCCAGGACGGUGGAGUGGCUCAACAUGCGCAGCUGGUGCUCCGGACAUCUGCACCUCAAGUGCCCGCGCCGGGUCUUCUCCAGACGCAGCCCCACCAAACUGAGGGAAGUGUACGAAAAGGUGUGCGAGAAGACGGUGGACCGACACAGCGACUUCUCGCGGCUGGCCCGGGUUCUGACGGGAAACAGCAUCGCCCUGGUGCUGGGGGGAGGGGGGGCCAGGGGCUGCUCCCACGUGGGGGUGAUCAAGGCCAUGGAGGAGUCGGGGAUCCCCAUCGACAUCGUGGGCGGGACCUCCAUCGGCUCGUUCAUCGGGGCGCUGUACGCAGAGGAGAGGAGCGCCGUCCGGACCAAGCAGAGAGCCAGAGAGUGGUCCAAGGCCAUGAACUCUGUGUUCAAGACCGUGCUGGACCUGACCUACCCCAUCACCUCCAUGUUCUCUGGCUCUGCCUUCAACACCAGCAUCUACAAAGUGUUUCUGGACAAGCAAGCUGAGGACCUGUGGUUGCCCUACUUCAACGUCACCACGGAUAUCACGGCCUCGUCCAUGCGCGUGCACCAGGACGGCUCACUGUGGCGCUAUGUGCGGGCGAGCAUGACCCUUUCGGGGUACCUGCCGCCCCUCUGCGACCCCAAAGACGGCAACUUGCUAAUGGACGGGGGCUACAUCAACAACCUGCCAGCGGACAUUGCCAGAAACAUGGGCGCCAAAACGGUCAUAGCCAUCGAUGUGGGGAGCAAAGACGAGACGGACCUCUGUAACUACGGCGACUCCCUGUCGGGUUGGUGGUUGCUAUGGAAACGCAUUAACCCCUGGGCAGAGAAAGUGAAGGUGCCGGACAUGGCGGAGAUCCAGUCGCGGCUGGCCUACGUGUCGUGCGUGCGGCAGCUGGAGCUGGUGAAGAAGAGCGCCUACUGCGAGUACAUCCGGCCGCCCAUCGACCGCUUCAAGACCAUGGACUUCGGCAAGUUCGACGAGAUCCACGACGUGGGCUACCAGCACGGCAAGCUGCUGUUCACCGGCUGGGCCCGCGGUGACAUCAUCGACAACAUGCUGAAGGACCACCGCUCGGCGGACUACAACGACAGCAAGAGGAACGACACAUGUACCCGUCCUGCGGCAGACUUCACGGACCUGGCGGAGAUCGUGUCCAGGAUCGACCCGGUCCAGAGCUACGUCGCCGAGGACGCCGAGGAGUCGGACGGGCUGACGGAGUACGAGGAGGACGGGAUGGACACGGUGAGGGAGGAGGAAGGCGAGGAGGAGGAGGAGGACGACGACGACGGAGAGUCCCCCGGAGACCAGUCCCCCGGAGACCUGUCCCCUGGAGAGUGGGGCCCCAACGGGGUGUUCCAGACGGAUGAGGACAAAACGGUGCGUCAGCGAAGGAAGUUCACCCUGGACUCGAACACCUCGGAGGUGUCGGACUGCUGACGGCUGGGCGAGGAGCCUGA